Molecule: messenger RNA, 6113 nt
Organism: Venturia canescens
Lineage: Eukaryota; Metazoa; Arthropoda; Insecta; Hymenoptera; Ichneumonidae
Product: zinc finger protein 236-like
Exons: 19
Coding region: 258-5495 (1745 amino acids)
Biological process (GO): regulation of transcription by RNA polymerase II
Cellular component (GO): nucleus
Molecular function (GO): DNA-binding transcription activator activity, RNA polymerase II-specific; zinc ion binding; RNA polymerase II cis-regulatory region sequence-specific DNA binding
Source: RefSeq, a predicted model, not a curated record
AGCAAAUCGAUGUUUUCGAUUUCGAGUCAAAAUAAUAGUAAUCAAGUGCGGUAUAGUGUCAUGAAUAAAUUCGGAAAAAUAUGUGAUAAGAUACUUUUUUAGUGAUUCGUAAUUGCGUGGAUACUCGAAUGCUGUUUUUCGGUGACUCAAUGUCUAGAGGUUUUAACGAUUUUAACCGAUCAUAUCUCAAUAAUGUGCCAUUUUAAAACAGCGAAAGAAGAAUCAUACGGCCACGAAAACAGGUGAAUAUAUCCAAGAUGUUGAGGAAGCAGCCACAGUUUUUAGACCUGACAUCUCUGAGCGCCGAUGCAGUACCACUGGGUUUUAUUAUAUCCGAAGAUGGACGAUCGGUACUGGCAGUCACAGGUCGAAAAGGGCACGAGGAAGGAGUUUUGGAAUUGGCAACGACUCCAGUUGCUUAUAUCCAACCGACUAACACGUUGACAUCGCCGACAAUAAGAUUGAACACCGGACUUCCUCCCACGGAUUCGCCAAUAUUGCGAAUUAGUGUGGACAAUGUUGUUCCGACUGGUACACAACAAUCUGCCUCUGAACCGGAACCUUGCAUGCUUGCUACAGAGAUCAAUGAUUCGCAGAAUGAAAAGGAAAUUUCUGUCGAGACGAAUGAUAAUGGUGCAUUGCCAGAAGUUACGGAAAUCUCAAGGCUCGAGAUGAACGCUGAUAAUCUUGGCGAUAAGUCGGGUGAAACUACUGAAAUUUUUAAGUCUCCGACAAAACGGACUCCAGGAAGACCGCGAAAAGACGCAGUCUCAGCAAUUUCAAACGCUGCAAAUAAAAUGCGUUGUGACAUUUGUGGCCAAGAAUUCACGCGUCAAACGCUGUAUCGUCGGCACAUGGAAAAUCAUGCUGCUGAAAAACCUCAUAGAUGUCCCAAAUGUUCUGCUUCGUUCAACGUACCCACGAAUUUCACGCUUCACAUGGCGACGCAUAACACCGGCGAGCCAAAAUGUCCUGAAUGCGGUAGAAAGUUUGCGCGCAUGGCUAGUCUCAAAUCCCACAUGAUACUUCAUCAAAAAGAGGAAAGUCUCUUUUGCACCGAGUGCGAAGAUGCUUUUUCAACGAAAGCUCAACUGGACGCUCAUUUGAAACUCCAUAAUGAAAAAUGGUCGAGCGAAGAUGUUCGAAAGUGCAAACUGUGUCACAAGCAAUUUACUCAACCGGCUCUCUAUCGGUUGCAUAUCAGAGAGCAUUAUAGAACAAAAAUCGUUAAGAAGACGAAAAAAGGGAUGAGCCACAAAACAAUGUACAAGUGUAAAAUAUGUUCAAAGUCAUUCAAAAAACCGAGUCAAUUGAUGAGGCAUAUCCGAGUGCAUACAGGAGAAAAACCCUUCAAGUGCAAUAUUUGCACUCGCGCAUUUACACAAAAGGGUUCUCUCCAAAUUCACACGUGGAAACACAUCGGAGUGCGUCCGUAUCGCUGUGAAUAUUGCAAUGCGAAAUUCACUCAAAAAGGUAAUUUGAACGCUCACAUAUUGAGGGUUCACAACGCCCGAGAGGGUGAUCCUAUUUAUAGUUGUACUCUGUGUACCUGUGUGUUCAAGAAAUUGGGAAGUUUGAAUGGUCACAUGAAGAGAAUGCAUUCAAAUCCUACGGAGGAACAAAUGCAAAAAUGCGACAGUUCAACGGAGGCAGAUAUGCAAGCGACCGUAGACAGUGUGAUGUCGCAACUCGCAUCCCUCGAUGCGGAUGUGAAGAAUCAAGCGGAUUCGACAAACUCGACGAAUAAACAGAGCGACAUUCUCCAGCAGGCCCUGAAAAAAAGUGGCUUUGAAAGUAAGAAAAAAGUGCCUGAGGAUACGAGUAAAAAAGUCGAGCCUCAAACGUCAUUCGUCACGUUGUUGGAUCGAGCUCAAGAUGGCUCGUUGAGGAGAUACUUGACGAUAAAGCAACGAUGCAUUGGAAGUAUAAGAUGGUACUCUUGCAACUUUUGCCAUAAAGAGUUCAAAAAACCAUCGGAUCUCAUAAGACACCUGCGAGUUCACACUCAAGAAAAACCGUUCAAGUGUUCAUCGUGUUGUCGUUCAUUCGCAUUGAAAUCAACUCUGCGAGCUCAUGAACGAAGGCACGCGGGAACGAAGCAAUACUCUUGUAGCACGUGUGACAAAACAUUCGCCUGUCACAGCAGCCUGACGUCUCACAUACGUUCGCACGUAAAGCCACACAAAUGUGAUCUCUGCGGGAAAUCCUUCAGCACUAGUUCUGUUUUGAAAAGUCAUAUGAAUACUCAUACAACGACUAAACCGAAAAUAUCACCGGAAGCGGAGAGUCUCGUAACUCAGAUUGUUCUCGAAGAGCCACUUCUGAUAAGCGAUGCUGGCAAUAAAAUAAGCGUCGCUCAUGUCAAACCAAAGCAGAGACAAGUUUAUGACAGUAGCGAUGAGGCCAGACCUCACAAGUGUUGGGUUUGUCCAGCUGCUUUUCGAAAAAUUAGCCAUCUCAAGCAACACUAUCUUAGACAUACUGGAGAAAGACCGUACAAAUGUCCGAAAUGCGAAAGGAGAUUCACAUCGAACAGCGUGCUGAAAUCCCAUUUACAUACUCACGACGAAUCAAGACCAUAUAGUUGUUCCGUCUGUAGUGCAAAAUUUUCUACUCAAAGUAGCAUGAAGAGGCAUUUGGUAACGCACAGCAAUGUCAGGCCUUUCAUGUGCCCUUAUUGUCACAAGACUUUCAAGACAUCGGUAAAUUGUCGUAAACACAUGAAGAUUCACAAAACCGAGCUUGCCGAACAGCAAUUGGCGCAGCAAAGAACUCAGCAAGAGCCCAAACUUUUGUCGAUAAAGGAAAAACCAUCGGAGCCAGCAGUGUCGGAAAAUUUGACACUUCACGAGGACGUUGCAGUAACUUUUCCGUCCCAAAUUGCUCCAGACUUUUCGCAAGCGUUCAACGACCAUUUCCAGCCGAUAUCGUUGCUCAAGGAAAAAUCGUAUCUCGUUCAUCAUGAAUUGACUCAAACAAUGGAUAAUCAUAAUUUAGCUGCGGUAGAUACCGAUAACUUAGGAACAUCCCAGACCUUGCAUGCCGAUGAAACAGGCACUAUUACACUACCUAACUAUUCCGGUGAUCAAACACUCACGGCAGAAAGCAUACGAGAAAUAGAAGAAACUUUGAAUCAGCAAUUGUUCAAUAUUGGUAUGAGUGAUCCGAGUAACGUGACUUUGAGCUCGAGAGAUCAGCAGACCAUCAAUAAUAUUUACGACAAUGCCAAAACGUUGGAUUCUGUCAAUAAUGUUAGCAUGCCGUCGAAUAUAUUUCCGUCGCACUUUGAUACUUUCGACAUGAGCCAAAUCACGCUUCAGGCUGAUACGGAAAUCGACAUCGGUAUAAGUUCAGCAAAUUCAACAAGUAUGGCGAGCAUACUGCCACGUUCGGCGCAAGAAGAACAACGUCUUAUACCAGUAACGACUUGCAGCAGCGGAGAAGAUUCACCAAAUAAAUUAUCACGUCAUCUGAUGGUUGCGAGUUCGAUGCAAACGUGUCCUGAACUCUCGAGGCCGGUCCAAGCGUGCCCAAAAUAUCCAAAAGUUAUCGCGAAAGCUGACACGACCGAUGAUACUGACGUUUUAAAUGUCGAUAACGAAACGAACCAACCAAAGCUUAACAAUAUGCCAGAGUCGUCGAUUGCAAAGCUCGACGAUGUUCAACACAAAGUCCAUUUGCAAAACGAACCAAUGGAGCAACUCGUCGACGUAAAUGGAACAACUACGCUUAUUCUCGAAUCGAAAUCCUUGUUGGAGUGUCAUAUGUGUAAUAAGAAAGGUUUUACCACGGAAAAAUUGAAGAGUCAUCUAAUAGCUCAUCGUGGAACAAAAGAAUUUCAGUGCAGCCAGUGUCCAUUGAAAUUUUGCACGAACAGCGGAUUGAGCCAACACAUGAGAAAACACGCUCUAAAUGGGAAAUGUUCAAUAUGUAUGGAAAUAUUACCAAAUGAGGAAGAAUUGAAGUUGCAUGCCCAGAUGCACGAGGACAUUGAGUGGACAGGAGUAUCGAUAGAGCCGGAUAGUUCGCAAAAGGAGCCGAGUAAAAACUUGACGAAGACCGAUAGGAGGAUGACGAAUUGUGAGGAAAAUCAUCAAGUACCGAAAGAGAAAAAGGAAUAUUCGAACAAGUGUAAAUAUUGUCCAAAAACUUUUCGUAAACCAAGCGAUUUAAUAAGGCACGUGAGGACGCACACCGGCGAACGUCCGUACAAGUGUAAAUUUUGUGAAAAGAGUUUUGCGGUCAAGUGCACUUUGGACUCUCACACAAAAGUGCAUACGGGUAAAAAAACAUUUUGUUGUCACGUGUGCAACAGUCUUUUCGCGACGAAGGGGAGUUUGAAGGUUCACAUGCGUUUGCACACGGGCUCGAAGCCAUUCAGAUGUCCGAUGUGCGAUCUUCGUUUCCGAACUUCGGGACACCGAAAAGUGCAUGAAUUGACGCACACUCGGGAUCCGAAUAUGGUCACAAAACGCAAGUCCAAACAAAUGAAAGUAAGCGCGAUAGCCGAGGUAGUGGCGGAGGUUGAAAAGACCGUGGUUAAAUCAGCGAAUCUUUCGACAACCAAUGAGCAUACGAAUGAAACAAAUUAUCCAAAUCUCGACACUAUCGCGAUAGGAGCUAGUGGCUUGACCAAUCACAUUACUUUCAAUCCUGACGGAACUAUUUUGACCAACGAUUCCAUGCUCUCGAUAAACGAAAGCAAUCAAUUGGUAGCCAACUUACAUUUCCUUCUAGCGAACGGCCUCGUUACCAUUCAAACGGACGACGUUUUGCUGCCUCAAGCAACUUUGAACGCGAACGUCAAUGUCCCUCAGAACCACGUGAGUCCUGUAAAUAUUAUUUCGCCGACAAGCGUCCUUCCUCCAGGCCAAUCGCGACAACAACAAAUCACGUAUAAUAAUACUCUUGAGAACGUCGUCGUAGCCACGCACCUACCGACUACUUUUGCUACUAAUCAUUUCGAUCAACAAGUUAGAUCGAUUAAUUUGAACGACUGUGAUACCAUGGUCGCGACGGAACUUCAUAACGGUCCAUCAGAUAAAAAAGUACAAUCACAACGACCUCAGCAAAACUCAAAACAAGGUAGUCCUGGAAAAACGAGCAAUUCGAAAAAAGAGUGCGACAUAUGUGGCAAAGUAUUCAUGAAGCCCUGCCAGGUCGAACGACACAAACGUAUCCACACCGGUGAACGACCCUACAAGUGUGAACUGUGCGACAAAUCUUUCGCACAAAAAGCUACUUUACAAAUGCAUCAAAAAGCUCACACUGGGGAUCGACCUCAUCCCUGCCCUCACUGCGAUUAUUCUUUUACCCAAAAGGGCAAUCUUCAAACACAUCUCAAAAGAGCACAUCAGCUUGAUACACUCGAAGUCAAAAAAAUUCGACGAGGACCGCAGCAGCAAUUGCUAAGUGCCAAAUUAAUUCAGAAUGAUUUGGACGAUAACAGAAUAUUGAGUUUCGACGAUAUCUCGAUCGUCGAGUAUCUCACGUGAUUAAAAACUAUUUCCCUCUAACAAAUAUAUACGAUGAUGAAAAAUAUUUUUGCCAAAAGCAACGAAGUGCUUGAAACAGGUGAUUCCAAUCUCAAUCUCGCUAUAGACGAAUAUUCUUUCGUCCAAACAUAUCUCCAUACUUUUAUGAUACUGAAGUUUGCAUUGGUGAAAAGCAAGAUUUUAUUUUCAUUCAUUUUUUUCAACAGUCCCUCCGGACACUCAGUUUCAGCUCUUUUAGCAAUCAUCAGACCAUACACACGUUGCGAACGAGAUUUGAACUCCGCAAAAUAAGAAUUUGCAUUCCAACGAUGCAAACUUCUUCAUAAACAUUUGAACGUGUACAUAAAACAUUUGAAUCUCACGCUAGUUAACAUUCAAUGAAGAGCUUUCGAUAUACUAAAUAUUACUCAAAGAUAAUUUUAGAUUUAAUAAAAGAAUAUUAUUAAUUUAAAAAAUGGAACAUGUGAUAUUAAAGAUUUCUACUUGCUGCAUAAAAAAAAAUGUUGCUUGUUAAUAUUUCAUUUGUGUUCAUUACAUUGUACGGCGUUGUGUACAGUUGUAUUCCUUCUUGUUUUCUUUUUUUCCAUUUUCAAUAAAUACAUUUCUUCUUGUUUUUUA